Cryptomeria japonica (Japanese cedar) is the source of this 1650-nucleotide messenger RNA. RefSeq names its product (R)-mandelonitrile lyase-like. The record is from RefSeq and is a predicted model, not a curated record. Bases 87 to 1214 code for a protein of 375 amino acids. NCBI's taxonomy places the organism in Eukaryota, Viridiplantae, Streptophyta, Pinopsida, Cupressales, Cupressaceae. The transcript has 3 exons. Gene Ontology annotation, molecular function: oxidoreductase activity, acting on CH-OH group of donors; flavin adenine dinucleotide binding.
UCUAUAGCUUGAGUUAGAUUUAACCACGACUAGCAAAGUGAAGACAUCAGAAGAGCAAGUCUAUACGAGUAGAUCGACUGGGGAGUAUGGAGAUUCUCCUCUUUGUGAUUUCAUGCCUGCUACAUUUUUCAAAUCAUCAGCUGCUCUCCAGUUCAGCAGAGGCAACGCAGAAAUUGGAAUACCCAUUUCCGUUUAUGACAUUUGAUGCUGAAAAGGCAGCUGCAAGAACAUAUGAUUACAUUGUGGUUGGAGGAGGUACAGCAGGGUGUCCUCUGGCUGCAACUCUAUCACAACAUUACUCUGUUUUGCUACUGGAAAGAGGAGAUUCCCCCUAUGGAAAUCCCGACACUGAAGACAUUAGUGGGUUUUUCAAGGUCCUUGGGGAUGUCAGUGAAUUCCCCUAUGCUGCUCAGGGAUUUGUCUCAGAAGAGGGAGUGCAGUUGGUAAGGGGAAGAGUUCUGGGAGGCGGAACGGCCAUUAAUGGCGCCUUCUACAGCAGGGCAAGCUCGGAAUUCAUUAGAAAUAUGGAGUGGGAUGAGAAGCUUGUAAAUGAGUCAUAUGAAUGGGUGGAGAAGUUGAAUGUCUUUCAACCAGAGAAGCUUUCUCGUUGGAAUUCUGCUUUCAAGGAUGCACUUUUGGAAGCUGGAGUGCUUCCUUAUCAUGGGUAUACUCUGGAUCAUUUGGAGGGCACUAAGAUUAGUGGUUUAACCAUUGACAGCACUGGAAGGAGACACACAUCUGCAGAUCUUCUGCAAUAUGCAAAUCCAGAUAACAUUGUGGUUCUUUUGAAUGCUACAGCCACCAGAAUCCUCCUUGAUUCUUCAUCAGGAAUGAUUAAAGCUAUUGGUGUUGAGUUUAUGAGUAGUAUUGAUAAGAUCUCUUAUAAAGUACUUAUCAAUCAGUUGUCACAUUGGAGUGAGGUAAUUUUGUCAGCAGGACCCAUAGGUAGUCCCCAACUUCUCUUGUUAAGUGGAAUUGGACCCUCUGAACAACUUGAAGAAUUGAAUAUUACUAUAUUUUUAGACUUAAAUAAUGUAGGAAAGGGUAUUAAAGAUCCACCGCGUACUACAAUCAUUAUAAAAUCCCCUGAAACACUUGAAUCAUAUCCAGUGCAAGUAGUGGGUAUAUUAAAAAAUUCACAAGUCUACAUUGAGUCCGAGAGUUAUUCUAUACAAGAAAAUGCCACACUAUCAACAUAUAGGAAUUAUCAUUAGCAAGGUAGCUUUUCCUUUAUCAAGUGGUGAGCUUCGUCUUAGAAGUAAAAACCCCCAAGAUAACCCCAUUGUAAGAUAUAACUACUUUUCUCAUCCUUUUGAUGAACAACAAUGUAUUCUUACUAUGAAGGUAUUAUUAAAUCUUACCACAACCACUUCUAUUCAAGAAUUCACUUUCAAGAGUAGUGAAAACUCUAACAUCCUUCAAUUCAUAGGAUUUGAAUUACCACAAGAUCUAUCAGUCAAUAAUGCUAUGGUAAAAUUUUGCAAAGAUACAGUAGCAACAUUUUGGCAUUACCAUGGAGGGUGUGAAGUUGAUUCUGUUGUUGACAAAAGGCUUCAUGUAAAAGGUGUUGAUAAUUUAAGGGUUGUGGACAAUUCAAUUUUCAAAGGUAGUGCUGGGACCAAUCCACAAGCCACUAUCAUGAUGCUUGCA